Capsella rubella is the source of this 1017-nucleotide messenger RNA. Its product is annotated as probable E3 ubiquitin-protein ligase RNF217. Gene Ontology annotation, molecular function: ubiquitin protein ligase activity; zinc ion binding; ubiquitin conjugating enzyme binding. Lineage: Eukaryota; Viridiplantae; Streptophyta; Magnoliopsida; Brassicales; Brassicaceae. Bases 1 to 1017 code for a protein of 338 amino acids. Gene Ontology annotation, biological process: positive regulation of proteasomal ubiquitin-dependent protein catabolic process; ubiquitin-dependent protein catabolic process; protein polyubiquitination. The record is from RefSeq and is a predicted model, not a curated record. Gene Ontology annotation, cellular component: ubiquitin ligase complex; cytoplasm. The transcript is spliced from 4 exons.
AUGAAAGGACCAAUCCAUCAUGACUCCACAAUAACAAUGUUGGAGGCUGAGGUUACAGCAUUAACCCGAGGACUAACCGAUGCUGUCAUGGGAAGAUACGUACCAGAGGAUAACAAAACUGCCUUGCUAAUGAUGGAUGUACAACGUAUUAGACAAGGAUUUAAGUCGAGCUUUCCGAUAUUCGUUGAGGGGAAUAGUAUAAGUUAUGCAUAUAAACUAGCAAAAGAAACAAUAGUUUCUGAAGUCAGCAUACCUAUACCUAUGGAUCCUCCUAAACAAGCCAAGACUACUACUCCAAAACUAACUUGCCAUAUAUGUUUUGAUGAUGCUAUUGACACUGAUAAGAUGUUUACGGUCGAUAAAUGUCGUCACCGAUUAUGUUUUGAGUGUUUGAAAAAAUACAUAGAGGUUAGGCUACUCAAGGGAAGUGUGGUUAGAUGUCCUUAUUACCGGUGCAAGUCUAAGUUGAUUUUUGAAAGCUGUAAACAUAUUUUGAAACAUGAACAAAGAGUGAUGUGGCUAAAAAGGAAGAAAGAUGAUUCGAUUCCUGUAACAAAGAGAAUUUACUGCCCAAACCCGAGGUGCUCGGCUUUAAUGUCGGAAACCGAGCUCUCUAAAUCGACUGGAGGAGGUGAAGCUAGGAGAUUGUGCUUAAAAUGCCGUGAACUCUUUUGCAUAAACUGCAAAGUUUCAUGGCAUAGUAACUUGUCCUGCCAAGCUUACAAGUGGUUGCAUCCAUAUCCUACCGAAAACGAUAGAAAGAUUAUGUCUCUGGCAAAUCAGAAAGAGUGGCGUCGAUGCGGAAAGUGUCAACACAUGAUUGAACGUUCUUCAGGAUGCGUACAAGUAAGAUGCAGAUGUGGAUAUAAAUUUUGCUACCGAUGUGGAGUUCAGGCUGGAGAUUGCGAUCAUGGUCCUCCUCCAAGACCACCACCACCGCCGCAAUCCACGGCAGACAAGAGUGUUUUAUGCCUUCUCUCUUGUCAAAAAGCUUUCCCAGAGAGUGGGGAGGUGUAA